CACAAAAAACUUCUCCUUGUCAGAAAAAAAAAAACUGAAUCUCUCUGUUUUUUUUUCUCUCACAAAAUCUCAAUUUCAAUGGAGACAUUGAAGAAGAAUCCGUCAGUGAGAAGAAAAAGCAAGUUAGCGAGAACAUUCCAGAAAGUAUGUAACCUAAGAACAACGUCGACGAAGGUCUCCUCCAACAACGGAAUCGGAAUCUGUAUGUUAAAGUCACAAAAUCCAAAUUUCAACGAUGAAGACGACGACGGAGACUCUGUUUUCGAUUUAAAGAGUACUUCCAGUAGCAGAAGCGGAGAGAUCAAAGUCCGAGAGCGUCGUAGAGCUGUUUUAGAAGCUGUGGUUGCGAAGAUCUUCGCUAGUACAACUUCCAUUAAAGCUGCUUACGCUGAGCUUCAGAUGGCGCAACGUCCCUACGAUAACGACGCUAUACAAGCGGCGGAUACGGCGGUGGUCGAAGAGCUUAGAGCUUUAUCGGAGCUUAAACGGAGUUUUCUCAGGAAGGAAUUGAAUCUAUCUCCGCAAGUUGCGAUUAUGUUAGCUGAGAUCCAGGAACAACAGAGUUUGAUGAGGACUUAUGAAAUCACGAUUAAGAAACUCGAAUUUGAAGUUACGGAGAAGAAAUUGAAGAUCGAUGAAUUGAAGAUGAGUCUUGAUGAGAAUUUGGUGAUGAAUAAAUCGUUGGAGAAGAAACUCACAGCGAGUGGAUCGAUUUCUGUGUUUGAUAAUAUUCAAAUUUCGAAUUUGAAUUUGAGUCAGUUUGUUCAGGUUUUAGGUUUUACGUUGAGAUCUGUUAGAAGCUUUGUGAAAUUGAUUGUGAAGGAGAUGGAAUCAGCGAGCUGGGAUCUAGACGCCGCCGCUUCCGCCGCUGUUUCGGUGAACGUUAAAAACGCUUCCACCGUUUUCGCGAGACCGAGUCACCGUUGUUUCGCGUUUGAAUCGUUUGUUUGUGGGAAAAUGUUUGAGAGUUUCGAAUCAACUGAUUUCUCAAGUCGUGAGGAGUUUGAAAACGUGAGAUCCGUUGACCCGAUUCAGUGCUUGACCCGGAACCCGGGUUCGUCUUUUGCGAGGUUCGUGGUUCAUAAGUACUUGAGCGUUGUACACGCGAAGAUGGAGUGUUCUUUCUUCGGGAACUUGAACCAGAGGAAACUGGUUAACUCGGGUGGGUUUCCGGAUUCGGGUUUCUUCGCAACGUUUUGUGAAAUGGCUAAACGGAUCUGGCUUCUACACUGCUUAGCGUUUUCUUUAAACGAAAACGUCACGGUGUUUCAGCUCAAAAGAGGGUGUAGAUUCUCUCAAGUGUAUAUGGAGAGUGUGAAAUCAGGCGAUGAGUCACUCUUCUCCGGUGAUAAUUCAGAUAUUCGGGUCGGGUUCACUAUUGUUCCCGGGUUUAAAAUCGGUGAGAAUGUGGUACAAAGCCAGGUUUACUUGUCUCCGGUUAACGGUUUUACUUCAUGAAUAGCCAACAAGAACAGAAUCAGAAGGAAAACGCGGUGGUUGUGUUCACGCGCCGGGAAGAAAAAGAGAGGUGGCGCGUGGAAAGGAAAUGGUGGGGACAUGAUUCCUUGGGGGCAGCAAGACUGGCAAGUGGGACAUGUUUUGAGAAUGUGACGGAGACAGAAAAUGGCGCGAGGGACAAUCAUCA
Messenger RNA from Arabidopsis arenosa, 1645 nucleotides. The record is from the annotation of a GenBank genome assembly. NCBI's taxonomy places the organism in Eukaryota, Viridiplantae, Streptophyta, Magnoliopsida, Brassicales, Brassicaceae.